Phycomyces blakesleeanus NRRL 1555(-) is the source of this 1593-nucleotide messenger RNA. RefSeq lists its product as hypothetical. The record is from RefSeq and is a predicted model, not a curated record. The transcript is spliced from 8 exons. Lineage: Eukaryota; Fungi; Mucoromycota; Mucoromycetes; Mucorales; Phycomycetaceae. The coding region runs from base 1 to 1512 and encodes 503 amino acids.
AUGUCAGACAAUAAUUCAUUUGAUGAAUUUGAUGAUUUUGAUGACCUUGAUGACUUUUGCACCGAAGAAACUUUUGCGAUACUAGAUCGGCUCGAACACGAGCAAGAAGCAUCACAAGCAACCCAAUUAAACACACUUUCCCGAUGUCUUCAAGAUGUUACAUUGGCAAGACAACAAGAACAACAACAAGCUAAUUGUUCAAUUGGGAAUCCACAAGAAGAGAUCGAUCGACUAAAACACAUGGUUCAAUGUUUGCAAGAGAAAAUCGAGUGUAUGAAUGAAGCUAGUAAAGAAGAAGAACACAAAAUUAGUCAAGAGAGAAUUCAAUUGAACUUCCAAAGACAAGAAAUCGAGUCGCAGAAACUAAAGAUGUUAAUUGUAGAACAAGCAAAGCAGCUAGAACCCAAAGAUCAGUCGAUCCAGUCAGAUAAGAAGAGAAAAAUAUUUCCAGACCAAUCUUAUUUUCAUCAUGUCCCAUCAAAGUUGUCUCAGCAAGACAACAAGACAGUGCACUAUCAAACUCAAUCUACUAUUAAGCCCACUGUCGAUUCCGUUCCUGGUCCGUCGGUACAGCCGAUAGCCCCUUUACAUGUACUACCACUUCCAUGUUCGCCUUCAACUCCUGUCUACAAAGUUUCCGAUAGUCCCUCAGAAAACUCGCGUCAAUUCACAAAAGAACCUCCGUCAAGUUCAUCUUUAGCAUCAUCAGAAAAACGAGUUUACACCCCAAGCGUAUCAAUACGAAAAAAGUCCAACCGACUCGAUCACUUAUUCGCCAGCCUACGUAACGACUGGAGUAAAAGAGACACCGCAUUGUCUGAAUUAGAUCCAGAAGAGGCUCAUAAACUUUUCAUUAACCAGCUUCGGCCAGAUCAAGAUACUGCAUCUUAUACGUAUAGAUUGAAUCAAUUAGCAAAUGAAAUUGAUAGUCUGCUGAGACGAUCGCCACAUACACCUCUUCAAACUACAAUCUGGGUCUUCCUCAGAUUAGUAAAAGAAGCGUUUUAUAUUUCUAUCAAUAGAAAAGAGGCUAGAUUAAUCGCAAGAUACCUUGAAAUAUUGUCUGUCUUAACAUACUAUUAUGAUGAAGCUUGUUUUUUUAUGGCCUUUGAAGACAACCAAGGUCACAUUCCGUCUCUACUAAAAAUCAUUAAGAGCUCAAUAGCCUAUUUUACUGAAACUAUCCAGAGAGAUAACCAAUACAAAAUAUUCUUUUGCCAAAAAAAGAUGAGUCUGGAAGAACUUUGUAAUAAGUUUAAAUACGAGACACCUGACAGUCUUGAAAUCAGCAUGAUGGUGGUUGCCUGUAAAAAAGAUGUAACAAAGGGUAUGAAUUAUAUAUUGGAUAUAUUUGGGAACCUCUUGAUGUUACCCGUGGAGCAUGCAUCUAGCUGUCUGGCUGAAUUCCCGCUUGAUGAAAUUAACGACAUUGUCAAAUAUGACACUAAAGAAGUUGCAAGACUUAAGCAGCUCAGAAGAGCAUAUGAGUCGAUGUGUAAGACAUCUGUGUAAAAGAAGUGUUUAUAUCAUUUUAUUAGCUGUAAUUUUAGGGAUAUUAUAUAAAUGUAUGUAUAUAAAAACUAUAUGUAAAGA